UCACGCUCACAGUCUCACACUCACUCACAGAGAGAAGCGGCAGCCAGGCUAGCUAGCUAGUCGACCAAAGGCUAGCAGAUCGUGCCCGGCUCAGGCGGGAGGAGGAUCGAUGGCGUUCAUGCGGUACCGCGCGCUGCCGCAGGGGGAGGUGACGGCGGAGGAGUUCUGGGCGUGGCUGGGGCAGUUCGACGCGGACCACGACGGCCGGAUCAGCCGGGAGGAGCUGCAGCGCGCGCUGCGGAGCCUCAACCUGUGGUUCGCGUCCUGGAAGGCGCGGGGAGGGGUGCAGGCCGCGGACGCCAACCGCGACGGCACCGUCGGCAAGGAGGAGGCUGGCCGGCUCUUCGCCUACGCGCAGAAGCAGCUCGGCGGUAAGAUCACGCAGCUCGGCUCCUACUGAUCAGGCUGGGCAUGAUUUAAUCUGCUGCUGUAACUACGAUUGUGCGUAUUUUUACGAAUGAGAUGGAUGUUUGUGUUU
This is a messenger RNA of Triticum dicoccoides, 478 nucleotides long. RefSeq lists its product as uncharacterized. The coding region runs from base 110 to 400 and encodes 96 amino acids. Lineage: Eukaryota; Viridiplantae; Streptophyta; Magnoliopsida; Poales; Poaceae. Gene Ontology annotation, molecular function: calcium ion binding. The record is from RefSeq and is a predicted model, not a curated record. The transcript has a single exon.